Seriola aureovittata is the source of this 3486-nucleotide messenger RNA. It is a transcript of the gene il17a/f3, whose product is annotated as interleukin 17a/f3. Gene Ontology annotation, cellular component: extracellular region. The transcript is spliced from 4 exons. The record is from RefSeq and is a predicted model, not a curated record. Lineage: Eukaryota; Metazoa; Chordata; Actinopteri; Carangiformes; Carangidae. Gene Ontology annotation, molecular function: cytokine activity. Bases 195 to 677 code for a protein of 160 amino acids. Gene Ontology annotation, biological process: inflammatory response.
AAAAAUUCCAUCCGUUUAUCUUGUUGAAAAUCAACAUGUGUAUCUUUAAAAUCAGCGACAGUCAUAGCGGAAAUGCACUGCACACACCAACACAGUCUGCCUGCAUAUAAACACAGAGAGCAUGCAGACACAACACGACAGCAGAUCAGCUCUUCACAGUUGAAGUUGAGCUCUGAAAGCGAGACGACACAAUCAUGCUGCUGUUGUUGAGAGCUGUCUUGGUGCUGGGCCUGGCUGCAUCGGUGCACACCACCAGAAAACGCCAUGCCAUCUCAGUGAAGUUGGAGAAAGGAACUGGAACGAAGGAAAAGGUAGUGAGACUUGUGCUGGAUCCCUCGGUGCAGCCUCAGAUCGUCAGCAUGUCUGCCUUAUCCAUCGCCAACAUGUCUCUGUCGCCGUGGACGUACAGAGACUCCUAUGAUGCAUCUCGGUGGCCCCAGAGGAUCUCCCAUGCUCAGUGCCAGACCUCUGGCUGUCUGAGCCUUCAGGGAGAAGGUGAGGAUUCUUCACUGGACGCUCAACCCAUCUACUACCAGGUCCUGGUCCUCCACAGAGUCCCAAGGCAAAGGCAAAAUAACAAAGGAGGGAGGAAAGGAAAGAAGUACGAAUACAGACUGGGGAUGGAGGUGAUCACAGUGGGCUGUACCUGCGUGCGGCCCAGUGUCGUACCACAGUAGUAAGACACAGGAGGCCUCUGACGUUAGCGAUUCUUUCAGCGUGCUGUAACUGUUGCUUUCACCAGGUUCUAACUUAAAACAAUCAAUAUGUAAUCACACAAUGUUGUAAGUUAUAACUGAUUCAAACUGUGUAAUGUGAAAGAGCCUUUUUUUUUUUUUAUUUAUUAGUGCUAGCAUCUUCCUGGCUUGCUAUGUGUUAGCCGUUAGCUUGCAAACUGCAGUAGCUAGUGCAAGUUGUCCCUAUGUCACAAAGCCUCUAAUUUCAUGAAUAUUACUGUGCUACCUGCCACAAUGUGACCGGGCAGUCAACAUGUCAGCCAUAAGAGCUUGAUACACUGAUAGUAUCCUUUCUUUCUGCCCCCCAGUGGUGAAAAAUUACAUAUUGCAGCUUUAAUCCAGCAGACAACUCAGUCUUGAAAGGGGUGUAGUUGAAACUAUUUUUGUUUGUGUGUGUGUGUGUGUGUGUGUGUGUGUGUGUGUGUGUGUGCGUGUGUGUGUGUGUGUGUGUGUGUGUGUGUUUAAAAAAAAAAAAAUGUUGUCUUAUUUUAUUUCUCUAAGGUUUCGUGGCUAUUUUAACUCACAUUUUAUAAUAACCAUAUUCUUAUUCUAUUGUAAAGAAUAUCGAAAUGCUUUAUUAAACUUUUUUUACACCAACUUUGAUGUCCGCUUUGAAAAAUUAUUUAGCAAAAUUAACAUUUAACUAUUAAUGUCCCCCAACCCACAUCACCAAUGAAAAUUACACUUGUGUAUAAAUAUGGAUGUAGCCUCCGUGACGUCACCGAUAGAUAUCUGAAGAGUUGUUUUGAGGAAUAGUGAGAUGCUCCAUCGUCGCCAUCUUGGCAGCGCCUGACUCCGACUAACUCCUGACAAUGGACAAAGAGGAUGGGCGUGUGUGGAGCUGAGACUUCAGUGAAUGUCGGUUUUAUAGCAAGCAUAUGCUCGCCUACCUCUCACUCAAAGCGGCACACCCUCAACUAUGCAUUACUUAGUCUUAAUACAAUUUAACAGAUGAGUUAUAUGAAAAUUCACCCCCAGUACAGUUGUCAUGAAGGAAGAAAUUAGCUAUAGAGACCAAAACUGUUUUUUGUACCAGGCUGUGAAUAUGUUUAUUUCUGCUGUAAAAUUGGGCAUUUUAACAUGGGAGUUGAUGGGGGAUUGACUCACUGACUUUGGAGCCAGAGGUCAUUAGCAGAACUGAAGUUUUAAGCACUUCUGUGUUGGCUUAAUUUUCCAGCGUGCAGAAAAUAUACAUAUACAGUCAAUAUACAAAGACAGAAAUGAUGAGAACAAGAGCAGAGUGCAAGUUCAGUCAAGCUGUUUUUACUGACCAUGCCAAAUAGAUACAAUCAACCCAGCCUCAAAGACAUACAGCGACACACAGUUACAGCAAGUACAAACCCCGUGUUACGACUCCCCCAAGUUACAGUGCAAAUAUUUUAGACAUUUCAAUCAAGUCAGUAUGACUCAACAACUCGAGCAAAUAUUUCAUCUUCCUGUUUACUCUUUUAGAUUUUAAUUCCCUUGAAAACCAUAAACUGACAAUCAGAGCACACAGUGACACAUGCCAAAGCAAACAGAGACUACUGGUUAGCCAGAGAAGCCCCAAACUCAUACUGCGAAACCAAAUUAGUCCAAGUCCUGAACAACUGUCACUCACUACUUUGCUUCCCUGUGAUGUUAUUGUCGUUUUUACUGUAAAUAUCCACUGCCCUUCUUGUAUGCAUGUGCUUUUGAGUUGUGCUUAAUGAAAUAAGAGUGCAAUCAGUGCUCUAAAUCUAAGAGACUCAAAUGCAUGUCACUGAUCUACAACUACACUACAGUUAAAAGUUUCACAAAGAGCCGGAAAAUGGCAGAAUACAGCAGAGCUUCCUCACUUUUCAAGCUUUUUUAAAAGAUUUUUUUAUUUUUAAAUUUCACUCCCUUAGAGCACCGUAGAAAGAAACAGAAGCCAGAUUUCUUCAUUUUAUAUUCAUAAGCCAUUUAGUGUAAGUUUAGCACACACAGAUGUCCCCAGACAGACAGAACAAUCCCAGAAAUCGUGCAGCAGAGAAUUAGCGUGAGAGCGAUGAACCCUGGGAAAUCUGAUUUUAUUUUUAAUUCAGAUGCUUGUGUGUUAAGUGUAUUGACUGGUGAGUACUCUGUACAUCAAAAACUGAAGAAGCCUCUUGGUUUGGACUCGUUUUGGUUCUGACUGACUAGGGCUUAAACUACAUCUGUGUGUCCAGUGUUACUCAAACACAUCAUACUGUUUUUCAUCUUUUACCAGGUAACAAUUUAGAUUACAUCUCCCUUCUUCAUAGUUACAGACUCAUUGUAAAUUGUGUAAUCAUCUGUGUUGCUGGCAGCAUUCAGCGACAAUAUGCUGAUAUACAGCAGCACCAACAGUAAGAAAAACACAGCUAAAAUAUCAUGCAGGCAAUUAUAAUAAUUUCCUACUCUCUGACUGAGGGAACUCAAGAAAUGAGAGAGCUGUAAUUUAAAUUUUUACCUCCCCCUGCUGUGAUACAGCUUUAAUUCCUCACCAAACAACAGCAGCUCCUCUUUUGAAUAUGUUAAAUGUUUUUUUGAUGCCACACCACCACCCACCCAUUUUCCUUUUUUAGAAAAAAAAAAGCAAAAGAUUUCUUUUUGAAUUUCAACAUCAAGAGUAGUGUACAGCUCAUUCAGAAUCGUUACAGCAUACUAACUAUGUCAAAUAUGAAAACUUGCCUUUUCCCUUUGUUCGAGUUGUUUUUGAGUUGUUUUUUUUUUUUCUUUCCUGCACUGUUUUGAUUUCCUCUUUUUUUUUUUUUUUUUACCAAUUCAAAAA